AUGGCCACCGUAGCGACAAGCACACCAACCUCGCAAGGCUUCUACAAGCCCGAGGAAAAUGUCUUCUGCAACGACGGCCGCGAAGACCAACUCCUCCAGUUCAUAACCUCGCACCCCCAACUCUCCGCGAUCCGCAACUCCCCCGAGGCCGUCCUCGCCGCCAUUGACGAGUUCGCCCGCACCAAAGACUUCCUCAUGAACGUGGGGCCUCACAAGGGCACCAUCAUCACCGACAUCAUCGCUACCGAGCGGCCCAGCUCCAUCCUCGAAAUCGGCGGCUACGUCGGCUACUCGGCCAUCAUGUUCGGCAACGCUAUGCGCAACACGGGCGUCCCAAACCCCCGUUACACCAGUCUUGAAAUGAAUCCGAAGUUUGCGAUUGUCUCGCGAGCCCUCGUCGAGGUUGCAGGACUCAGUGAUGUCGUUGAUAUCCAGGAGGGGCCGUCUCGGGCGUCCUUGCAGCGUCUAGCGGCCCAGGCUGCGAACUCCGGCCCGGGCUCGGCGAAAUGGGACAUGUUGUUCCUUGACCAUUCCAAGAUCUCGUAUCUGAACGAUUUGAAGUUGGCAGAGGAGCUGGGUAUCGUGGCCCCUGGGUCGAUUGUCAUUGCGGAUGAUAUGAAGAGGCCCGGAAACCCGAUGUAUUCGGAUUAUGUGCGGGCAGAUCCGGCGACGAAGAUGAAGGCGUAUGAGCCGUUCGUGGGAUGUUUGUCCGACGGGAAUAUCUCGUUGGGGAAUCCGCUUUUGGUAUACCAGACAAUGCUGUUGGAAGGGUUGGAGCCAACAGGGCAUAUGGAUGCCGUCGAGAUCUCGCGGUGUGUGGACUUGGUGGACAAGAACUAA
Aspergillus affinis is the source of this 840-nucleotide messenger RNA. Its product is annotated as O-methyltransferase. Gene Ontology annotation, molecular function: O-methyltransferase activity. The record is from RefSeq and is a predicted model, not a curated record. The transcript has 3 exons. Lineage: Eukaryota; Fungi; Ascomycota; Eurotiomycetes; Eurotiales; Aspergillaceae. Bases 1 to 840 code for a protein of 279 amino acids.